Messenger RNA from Protopolystoma xenopodis, 594 nucleotides. Lineage: Eukaryota; Metazoa; Platyhelminthes; Monogenea; Polystomatidea; Polystomatidae. The record is from the annotation of a GenBank genome assembly.
AAUGAGCUAUCACGACCCAGACGAGUGCAUGGAGACACCGACAUUAAUCUAAGAAUGCCAUCACCACCUCGCGCAUCAAAGCGCAAACAAGAUCUCACCUCUUCCUCGGCUUAUAAAGAGGCGCUUUCUGAAUUGCUUCCUUCUGGCGCCAAGAAGGCUCUCCUAGAUUUAUCUGAUCCUCUUUCACCUGGAUCCCCCCCCGUAAUUGCUGCUCCAAGCCCUGCAGGUGUUCCUAUAGCAACCUGUAAUUCGAGUGCCGGUGGGACAGAAGCUGGUUCACCAAGCGUCGAUGUUGCCGAUCAUUCUACGACUUCAGGACAGACAAAUGGUGCCUCAUUAGCAGGGCCAAUUGCGAUGGUUGUGGCGGGUGGAAGCGAAACUGGAGUCGGUUUGGCAAGUAUGGGGUCUUCAGUUAGUGCGAGCACAAUUGUCAGUGGUGAUCUAAGCCCUUGGAUGACACCUUCUAAGUGUAGUGGAGGCGAUUCGAGCUCUAGUGUGACGCCAAGUAAAAGCAGCUUCUCAGAUACCUCGAGCCCUCGGAAGGAUUUUUCUGGACGUCGAAUGGAUCCUGAGCGACGCCGAAAACUUCGGUAG